AUGGCUAUGAUGCAAAAAAUUUUCCGAGUUGAUGAAUAUUUUCAAUCACUGGCUAGAGGUGGAUUCAUAACCUCAUCAUCGAACUCCAACUCGUCCAAUUCAUCCGCUUCUGGAUCCACUAGCAAUAACUUCCUAACUCCACGUCGUCAUGAUUUUCAAGAAUCCUCGACUUCUCCACGAGAUACCAUAGGAUCUACCUCAUCUGGAGAGUCUUCAUCACUAUCCUCGUCCACGUCGUCGUCCUCUUUGAAUUGCAAUUCUUCACCAACUACACUAACUGUGAAACUAGUUCCAUUCAGAGGGCAUAGCGUCGCUGCGUUUGAUAUAGACGGUAAAGAGAUGAUAUGUCUUCCACAGGUGUAUGAAAUAUUCCUUAAGAAUAUGGUAGGAGGACUACAUACGGUAUACACAAAAUUGAAGCGGUUGUAUAUUCAUCCGGUGGUGUGCAAUGUAGAACAGGUCCGUGCCCUCCGUUCACUUGGAGCUAUUCAACCGGGUGUCAACAGAUGUAAAUUACUGGAGACCAGAGAUUUUGAAAAGUUGUACGAUGAUUGUACUAGUACUUGCACGCGCCCUGGUCGCCCAUCCAAAAGGAAUUUCGAGGAUUGGAAUGGAACUACAGUAAUCCUCCAAAAAGAUAAACAAGACACAGAUUCUGUGAAAAAUGGAGGCUCUGUUUUCAACCAAUUAAUGCAGCCACAAAUGACACCUCAACAGAUUUUGAUGCAACAUUUUGUAGCAUUGUCGCAAAAGAAUACUUUUGAUGGGAACGAAGAUGAUGAACAAAACCAGAGAGCUUGUGAUGACGGAACUCCUUUGAAUCUAAGCAAAAGUGGGGGUAAUUCAGAGAACGAUUCAGAUUCUUUGGAGAAUAUGAGAAAGGAAGAUUCCUCACCGAACAACUCUGUAAGCGAUCGGGACGGAUCAAAUUCGAAUUCGAUUUCUAUGUCAAUGGAGGGAGGUAGUGGAAGUAGCGGUCGGAAUGAUGAAGGCAGUAUGAUGAAUAAAGUGAUGUCCCUUAUAGAAAUAGCCAGUCAGCAAUUCAAACAUGAAAGGGAGGAGUUGUGGAAAGAAAGAAAUGAAAUACAAAUACUUCGUGAAAGUUUCCAUAAAAUUGUGCAAGAAGAGCGAGACCUACGAAAGAAGUUGGACUCUCAAACCAGAAAGUGUGCUGUAUUUGAAAAACGAUACAAAUAUGUGAAUAGACAACUAUUGUUGGUCAAUGCAGAAUUGAGAAGAUUCAAGGAAAAUGAUGGAAAAAAUAAGCAAACGUCUUCGAAUUCCGAUUGA
Messenger RNA from Caenorhabditis briggsae, 1290 nucleotides. It is a transcript of the gene Cbr-dac-1, whose product is annotated as Protein CBR-DAC-1. NCBI's taxonomy places the organism in Eukaryota, Metazoa, Nematoda, Chromadorea, Rhabditida, Rhabditidae. Bases 1 to 1290 code for a protein of 429 amino acids. The record is from RefSeq and is a predicted model, not a curated record. The transcript is spliced from 9 exons.